UUCAGUCUCAUAUUAACACAGACAGACAGGGAGUCAGACAGACAGACAAGGGAGGAUACUGUCCAACUUCCGCGAGCAGCAACUAGAGAGUGGAGUGUCCUCAAACAAAAAUCAACGUCAGGAAAACACUGAGGAUUAUAUAACGGUAAUAGAUAAAGCGUGCAGCAGAGAGUGGAGUGUGCUGCCGCUGCUGUGAAGCUGCAGUCCUGAGGAAACUGCAGAAAUGUCCGCGUGUGAGUUUGAGUCGCUGGAGGACUGUCUGGAGACACACCUGCCUCAGGCUGAACUCACUGAGGUAAAACGCAUCUUAUUCGGGAAAGAAACCAAGAAGUUGGAGCUCCCGGCGUGUGCUGUGGAAGCUGCCUCCGAACAUGACUUUGAGCUGAAAGGUUACAGGUUUGAAGCUGCGCAGGAACAACUGAGGCCGCCCCGGAGGAUCCGGGUGGGACUCAUACAGCACCGUAUUGUUCUGCCUACUGAUGCCCCCAUCCUGGACCAGAUCAAUGCCAUGCACAGUCGGGUUGGUGAAAUGGUGGAGGUAGCAGCCAUGUGCGGUGUAAACAUUGUCUGCUUUCAGGAGACCUGGACCAUGCCCUUUGCGUUCUGCACCCGUGAAAAAGAACCAUGGACACAGUUUGCAGAGUCUGCUGAAGAAGGAAACACCACACGCUUCUGCCAAGAGCUGGCCAAAAAAUACAACAUGGUAGUUGUUUCCCCAAUUCUGGAGCGAGAAGAGCUUCACGACACUCUGUGGAACACAGCGGUGGUGAUCUCCAACUCUGGAAAUGUGCUGGGAAAGAGCAGGAAGAACCAUAUUCCCAGGAUUGGAGACUUUAAUGAGUCUACUUAUUAUAUGGAGGGAGACACAGGCCACACAGUGUUCCAAACACAGUUUGGGAAGAUAGCUGUGAAUAUCUGCUACGGGCGCCAUCACCCUCUCAACUGGUUCAUGUACAGUAUGAAUGGAGCCGAGAUCAUCUUCAACCCCUCAGCUACUGUUGGAGCCCUCAGUGAGCCCAUGUGGCCUAUAGAGGCCAGGAAUGCAGCCAUAGCUAACCACUGUUUUACCUGUGCAAUCAACCGUGUUGGGACGGAAAAAUUCAAAAAUGAAUUCACAUCUGGUGAUGGGAAAAAAGCUCACCAUGACUUUGGACACUUCUAUGGAUCCAGUUACGUGGCUGCUCCUGACGGCAGCCGUACCCCGGGUCUCUCUAGAACCCGGGACGGACUGCUGGUGGUAGAAAUGGAUCUCAACCUGAACAGACAAAUCAGUGACAAAUGGAGUUUUAAGAUGACUGGGAGGUAUGCUGAGUACGCAGAGGAACUUAGCAAGGCUGUUAAACAAGACUUUAAACCCAACAUAGUGAAGGAGUAGAAGACAUUCCACAAAUUUCCUGCACAUUUAUUAUUACCUAUUUCAGUAUGAAACACACUGACACUGACUCACUGACAUUUAGUGUUUAUCAUUCUGUCACACUGAUUCAUUUUUGUCACCGUUUCAUCUCAUAAAAUUAAAAUUCUUGGUUCGUCA
Molecule: messenger RNA, 1531 nt
Organism: Lates calcarifer (barramundi perch)
Lineage: Eukaryota; Metazoa; Chordata; Actinopteri; Centropomidae
Gene: upb1
Product: ureidopropionase, beta
Exons: 10
Coding region: 224-1375 (383 amino acids)
Molecular function (GO): beta-ureidopropionase activity
Source: RefSeq, a predicted model, not a curated record